AUGAAUCUCGUAUCAAAACCAUCCGAAAAUCAAUUUAAUUCUCGUGGUCAAAAUGUCCUUCCAAUAGAUAAUAAUUUUCCAUCGUUUAAAAUAUUUCCUCAACGUAGUGAUUCAAUAGAUAACAGUAAUAAUCGUGCAUCGCCAUCAAACAAUGGUCAAGGGAUAACACCAAAAAAUCCAAGUCCAACAGAUAUCGAUGAACAUGAAUGUAACCCACUAGCGGUAUCACCAUUUCGAUUAUUUGGUACGUCGACAACAGUAUCAGCAUCAAAUCAAACUCUAGUGAAAACUCCGAAUGCAAAUUCAUUGAAGAAAUUUUCCUCAACAACCGAUAAACCUCGAAGAAAACGAACGCCAAAAGUCGAAGAUAAUAGUGAUGGACAAAAAGUCAAAAGAAGAAAAAGUGAAUUGAAUAUGAAUCAAAAACAAUUAACAUUAAUGGAAUUACAAACACCAAUAACAACAGAGAAAAAAGUCAAUUUAAAUCCCGAACUAUUUACAGCGAAAAAUUCUGCUAAUUACCGUGAAAUUGGUUUUUCACCAGUUUCAUCAGCUCAAAGUGAUUCAGGGUCAAAUUCAAAUCAUACAUCUGAAUCCUCGAAUAAUUCCACAACUAAUUCAAAACAAACACAAACCGAUAUAAUUGGAGCAAUAACUUCAACGUCUAAUGAACUUGAAGCAAAGAACAGUCAAAUACAAAUGUUAACCAGAGAACGAGACGAUCUACGGCGACAAUUAACUGAUACCAAAAAAGAUCUCGAUAAACAAACGAAUAUACUUCAGAAAUGUCUUGGUGUUAAUAAGAAAUUACUAGUAGAAAAAUCAACACUCGAGCGAAAGCAAGCCAGACAAAAAUGUAUGGAGAAUCGUUUAAGACUUGGCCAAUUUGUGACGCAAAGACAAGGUGCAACAUUCGUAGAAAAUUGGACCGAUGGAACAGCGUUUACUGAUAUUACAAGACAACAAGAAAUGCUUCAACGUGCUCGAGAAGAACUCGAGCGUGAGCGUCGUAAUUUAUUACGUCGUCGACCCAUUUAUGAAGUGAAAGAAAAACCAAUUAAAAUAUCAGUUACAAGAGCAAAAAGUAAAGAUCGCGGUAGUUCGUCUUUAGCAACAAAUGAUGAAAGUAGUAAUGAUGGUAUAAAAACAGCAAGCGAUGCAAAUAAAGCAGUGUUAAUAAGUGAUUGGUAUGAAUCGGAUGAAGUUUUACGUUUACGCAAUGCAUCCUUGAAAAAAGAAGAAGUCGAUCUACAAAUUGAAUAUGAAAAACUUGAACGAGAAAGAAAUUUACAUAUUCGAGAAUUGAAACGAAUUUACAAUGAAGAUCAUUCCAGAUUCCAAGAUCAUCCUGUUCUCAAUGAUCGUUAUUUACUGCUCAGUCUGAUUGGUAAAGGUGGUUUCAGCGAAGUGCAUAAAGCCUUCUGCUUAAAAGAACAAAGAUAUGUUGCUGUUAAAGUUCAUCAACUUAAUAAAGAAUGGAAAGAAGAAAAAAAAGCAAAUUACAUCAAGCAUGCUUUACGUGAAUGUGACAUUCUCAAGACACUUGAUCAUCCUAGAAUUGUUCGUCUCUAUGAUGUAUUUGAAAUCGAUACAGAUUCAUUUUGCACUGUGCUGGAAUAUAUUGAAGGCAAUGAUAUAGACUUUUUCUUAAAACAACAUAAAGUAAUACCUGAAAAAGAAGCACGUUCAGUUAUGAUGCAAACUGUUAGUGCAUUACGAUAUUUAAAUAAUGGUAUCAAACCGCCUGUAAUUCAUUUUGAUCUUAAACCAGCCAAUAUUCUAUUGGGUUCGGGUACAAGUAGUGGUGAAAUUAAAAUAACUGAUUUUGGCUUAAGUAAACAAAUGUGUGAAGAUACAUAUGAUCCAGAACAUGGUAUGGACUUAACAUCACAAGGAGCUGGAACUUAUUGGUAUCUACCGCCCGAAGUAUUUGUUCAGGGACCAAAUCCACCUAAAAUAUCAUCAAAAGUCGAUGUAUGGAGUUUAGGUUGCAUCUUUUUUCAAUGUUUAUAUGGACGAAAACCGUAUGGUCAUAAUCAAUCGCAAGCAGCUAUACUUGAAAAUCAGACAAUAUUAAAAGCAAAAGAAAUCGAAUUUCCAGCUAAACCCAUUGUAUCCGAUGGAGCCAAAACAUUCAUAAGGCGAUGUUUAACUUAUAGUGUUCGUGAUCGACCCGAUGUGAAUCUAUUAGCCGAUGAUGAAUAUUUACGUUCAUAUCCAAAACGUGCAACAACAAAUGCAUCAGCUCGAACAGCUCAAUUGACGAUGAAUGACGGUUCAAAUUAA
Messenger RNA from Rotaria socialis, 2286 nucleotides. Lineage: Eukaryota; Metazoa; Rotifera; Eurotatoria; Philodinida; Philodinidae. The record is from the annotation of a GenBank genome assembly.